Molecule: messenger RNA, 573 nt
Organism: Sungouiella intermedia
Lineage: Eukaryota; Fungi; Ascomycota; Pichiomycetes; Serinales; Metschnikowiaceae
Source: the annotation of a GenBank genome assembly
AUGGUGAGUGCCUCUUCGGGUGAGAUUGCUGCAUGUUUAGUUCGUGUUCCUGCUGAGAUUGUCAAGCAGAGAACACAGGCUGGUGUAUUGGGGGUGGGGAACAAGGCUAGUUCUUGGGCCAACUUCCAGUACUUGGUGCAAAACAAGUCCGGAGAAGGUGUAUUUCGGGGUCUCUACAGGGGCUGGAACACCACAAUCAUGAGAGAAAUUCCCUUCACAGUGAUCCAAUUCCCACUUUACGAAAAACUCAAGCAAGUCUGGUCCGCUUACGACAACACCGAGCUUUCGCUUUUAAAGGGAGCUAUCUGCGGAUCAAUUGCUGGAGGUGUUGCUGCUGCUGCCACCACCCCUUUGGAUGUGAUCAAGACUAGAGUCAUGCUUCAUAAAGAUAGAAUUCCAAUAUCCACUCUCGUUCGCCAAAUUCUUGCAGAAGAGGGUCCACGAGUGUUUUUGAAUGGAAUUGGUCCAAGAACAUGCUGGAUCAGUGCUGGAGGUGCCAUCUUCUUGGGCUGUUACGAGCUCGUUCAUACUAACUUGUCCACUCUUGUUGCUAAUGAGAAGGCUUUCGAGUAA